GAUUAACGACUUGAGUGAGAUAGAUAGAGGGAUAAAAACAGUACCAAUAGGACAAUCGACCGGUCAAGUAAAAUUUGUAAGAUAACGUCAAAGAGGUGGUAAAAGAUUUGUAAAACGGAUUCCCAUUUGUCGGCCGAUUAUUUUCCGAGUCCUCCCCUUCUUAUUUAAUGCGCCUUUGGAAAUGGUUAAAUUACGUUGUUGGAUAGACGCAUGCGCCCGCCUCUUAACUUUGACAACAACCACUUGGAAACAGUCUCCAAACGAUCAUUUGUGAUAACGUCGGUAACUCAAGGUUUCCUCUUGUUCGAAAAUUACCGACCGAUCUCAUUUCGAGUCUAAACACUCAGAAAGCCAUGAAGAAUUUAUCGUUAAUCCUGCCUUUGGCUUUCAUUGGUCUUGUAUAUGGAGAAUAUUGCUAUGACAGUACUGUAGCUUCAUGUAUGACACAGAGCAGUGUGAAAACAAAUUUGCCGUCGUGUGAUUCCAAAUACUCUGGCGUACAUCACAUUUUUCCAGAUCUGGAAGACCUAUUUCGAACACACAUCGAUUUUAGUUACCAGUACUUGCUGAUGUCCACAAAUUUUGCGAACCAUGAGAAAAACCGUGACGGAUUUAGCAAAUUGUACAGAAAAUUAUCCGAUUCCGCUUGGGAGGAUGCCAUGGACCUUGCCAAGUACGUAGCAAAGAGAGGCGGAUCGUUCUCAUUCACCAAUUUUGGCAGGACUGCUAAAGAUCUCCAGAGUGUCAAUUAUGAAUUGUACGAGUUGGAAAGCCUUGCCCGUGCACUCGACAUGAGCAAGCACCUUGCAGAAAAGGUACACAAGGUACACGGCGGGGUUACAAAUCGCAACAAGGAUUAUCAUGAUGCGGAGGCAAUUUCCUUUUUGGAAAAUAAAUUUGUACACAAGCACGCCGAUUCUGUCAGAGAAAUAUCUGGCUACACCAACGACCUCACUAAGCUUGUCAAAAAUAGCCAGAUGGGCAAUUCCGCCAGUCUUUCAGUAUUUUUGUUCGACGAGUACCUUCAGAAAGCCUUGUAAAUUGUAUUAACCUAUUUCAAAAAUAUUUUUAUAAUUUUGUACAUAACUAAGGUUUAAUUUUUAAAACACUUAUUUGUAGAAAUGGUGUUUUGUACAACCAAUAAAUUUUAUUUCAUUGUCUAGUCUUUUU
This is a messenger RNA of Cimex lectularius (bed bug), 1170 nucleotides long. It is a transcript of the gene Fer2LCH, whose product is annotated as ferritin heavy chain. Gene Ontology annotation, cellular component: cytoplasm. The transcript has 6 exons. Gene Ontology annotation, biological process: iron ion transport; intracellular iron ion homeostasis. Gene Ontology annotation, molecular function: ferrous iron binding; ferric iron binding. Lineage: Eukaryota; Metazoa; Arthropoda; Insecta; Hemiptera; Cimicidae. The record is from RefSeq and is a predicted model, not a curated record. The coding region runs from base 354 to 1040 and encodes 228 amino acids.